GGGCCGGAGCAGCUCAGUGCCAGCCGGGGAGGGUCGAGCCCUGAGCGGGGACUGAGCGCGGGGUGUGAGAGGGUGGGCGAGGGGAGCGAACCGGCGACGGGCGGACCGGCUGCCUCAGGAUGUUCAGCUGGAUGGGGCGGCAGGCUGGCGGGCGCGAGCGCGCGGGCGGCGCGGACGCAGUGCAGACGGUGACUGGGGGCCUGCGCUCGCUCUACCUGCGCAAGGUGCUGCCGCUGGAGGAGGCGUACCGCUUCCACGAGUUCCACUCGCCAGCGCUGGAGGACGCCGACUUCGAUAACAAGCCCAUGAUCCUGCUGGUGGGCCAGUACAGCACGGGCAAGACCACCUUCAUCAGAUACUUACUGGAGCAAGAUUUCCCAGGCAUGAGGAUUGGCCCAGAGCCCACCACCGAUUCCUUCAUCGCUGUGAUGUACGGGGAGACUGAGGGCAGCACCCCAGGCAACGCUUUAGUCGUGGACCCCAAAAAGCCCUUCCGAAAGCUUAGUCGCUUUGGAAAUGCUUUCCUGAAUCGAUUCAUGUGCUCCCAGCUGCCCAAUCAGGUCCUGAAGAGCAUCAGCAUCAUCGAUAGUCCCGGCAUCCUUUCUGGGGAGAAGCAGCGCAUCAGCCGAGGCUAUGACUUCUGCCAGGUCCUACAGUGGUUUGCAGAGCGAGUCGACAGGAUUAUCCUGCUCUUCGAUGCUCACAAACUGGACAUCUCAGACGAGUUCUCGGAGGCCAUCAAGGCCUUCCGCGGCCAAGAUGACAAGAUCCGCGUGGUACUGAACAAGGCCGACCAAGUGGACACGCAGCAGCUGAUGCGCGUCUACGGGGCCCUCAUGUGGUCCCUGGGCAAGGUCAUCAACACACCCGAGGUCCUUCGAGUCUACAUCGGCUCUUUCUGGGCACAGCCCCUACAGAACACUGAUAACCGCCGGCUCUUCGAGGCCGAGGCCCAGGACCUCUUCAGAGACAUCCAGAGCCUUCCGCAGAAGGCGGCCGUGCGCAAACUCAACGACCUCAUCAAGCGAGCGAGGCUGGCCAAGGUACAUGCCUACAUCAUCAGCCACCUGAAGAAGGAAAUGCCAAGUGUAUUCGGAAAGGAAAACAAGAAGAGAGAGCUUAUCAGCAGAUUGCCAGAAAUCUACCUUCAGCUGCAGCGAGAAUACCAGAUUUCUGCCGGGGACUUCCCAGAGGUCAAGGCAAUGCAGGAACAGCUCGAGAACUACGACUUCACCAAAUUCCACUCGCUGAAGCCCAAGCUGAUCGAGGCAGUGGACAACAUGUUGAGCAGCAAGAUCUCGUCCCUGAUGCACCUCAUCAGCCAGGAGGAGAUGAGCAUGCCCACGCAGCUCGUGCAGGGCGGCGCCUUCGACGGCACCACCGAGGGCCCCUUCAACCAGGGCUACGGGGAGGGUGCCAAGGAGGGCGCCGAUGAGGAGGAAUGGGUGGUGGCCAAAGACAAGCCCGUCUACGACGAGCUCUUCUAUACCCUGUCGCCUGUCAAUGGCAAGAUAUCGGGCGUCAACGCCAAGAAGGAGAUGGUGACAUCCAAGCUGCCCAACAGCGUCCUGGGCAAGAUCUGGAAGCUGGCGGACUGUGACUGUGACGGCAUGCUGGACGAGGAGGAGUUCGCACUGGCCAAGCACCUCAUCAAGAUCAAGCUCGACGGCUACGAGCUGCCCAACAGCCUGCCCCCCCACCUUGUGCCCCCCUCCCACAGGAAGUCCCUGCCGAAGGCCGACUGAGGGGUGGGCCGUUCACAGGGCAGGCAGCGGGGGGGUAGGCAUCAGGGACCUGUGCCUGAGGCCCGUGCCACUGCUGACUCACUGACCCUAGCCAAGGCACUGCCCUCUCUGUGCCUCAGUUUCCCCACCUAUGGAAUGAGGAGGGCACACACUGGACACUAGAUGAGGUUCUUUCACCUUUAAAAUUCCCCAAGUUUCUAUUAAAAUAUUGGGAGGAGGGCGUGGAUAAGGAGAUUGAAGGGUUAAGAAAAAAGAGAAAUUGACCAAAGAGUACUCCGAGGCCUGGAGAGACCUAGACGUGGAAGCGGGCUAUGCACAGCCAGACAGCCACAGGGAGUGAGCCGGGGGCUUUUCUGGAGCAGGGGGAGCCUUCCGCACUGGACCACAUCAUUGUGCACCUGCCUUGGCCCCUGUCUGUCCCUUAGAGGGCACCCAGAAGGAGCAAAUUGAUCUUAUUUAUUUCAUUUCCUGUUGUAUUGAGAGUGGAAAACAGCAGAGCACAGAGCGUUUCUGCUCUCUCCAGACCGCCUACCAAAGAGAAGACUGCUUCCCCUGGGGGUGAAAGGAGAGUCCCCUUUGCCUGUGUGCACCCCUGUCCCUCCUGCAGGCUCUAGCAGCACAGGCAACCAGGCCAGCAGAGAGCAUUUGUGACACCCGACACCCCCCUGACUAGCCCACCCAGAGCUCCCCCAACCUGGGCCCUUCCCAGCAAAAUUGCAUUCGGUUAGGAAUUUGGAAAUCAGAACCUUUAUUAGCCCUUGGCAAGAUUUCUAGUAUUCAAAUUAUACUGGAGUCUGAAGGUUGGUUUUUCUUACUGGUCUGUCCAGUAAUUUGUAGCAAAGUCUAUUUAUCAUAUUCAAACUAUAGUAAAGGAAUGAGGUGGUUCUCUGUAGUCAUCAGUGUGGUGACAGGUCCCCAAGGCCCCUUGGACGAUGGCAGGAUUUAAAUUCAGCAAAACCAUGUCUUGGUGCCUGCAGCGUGCUCGGUCUGGGGACACAAGGGAACGAGAGGUGAGCUUGCCCCAGGGUGUCAGGUAGAAAAGGUCAUUCUCUAGCUUUAGACGCUAUUUUUAUAAAAGAAAGAGAGAGAGAGAGAGAGAAAGAGAGAGAGAGAGAGAGAGAGAGAGAGAGAAAGAAAGAAAGAAAGAAAGAAAGAAAGAAAGAAAGAAAGAAAGAAAGAAAGAAAGAGGCAUCUUUAUUAUGUCCAGUUUUUCUUUCUUACAGGAAAAGCCUUUAUACAAACAGGAUGGCAUCUUUCAUAUGAAACCUUUUUCUUUAAAAGGCUGUGAGGUUCAAACCAUGCAUGCCCCUCACAAGGCAGGAUUGGGGCACAUCCCGCACGUGGAUUCCUGAGUGUUGUGUCUGAGUCCUGGUAUAAACCUCUCUGGUCCACACACUCCACUGCCUGUCAGAUGGAAGUGGUUAAUGCUCACUACCACCUUCCCUCCUUCGUGGGCUGCAGUUUGGGUAUUCAUUUCAUCAUUAUUUAUGCAAUUAAAAAAAGAGAGGCGCAAAAUGGUGAUGGCUGCACGGCAUGGGGCCCCACCAGCACCGAAGUGAAAUGAAGUCAGAACAGUCCCGCCUGAGCCUUCCAAAAGCCACAUUUUUUUUUUCUGAUGUUACCGGUGAUAUCAGGGUCAGAAGUACAGAAUUAAGAGUCAAUUUUUUUUUUUAUUUUGGGGAAGUAUUUAUCCAGAUGCCAGCCCUCGCACUCCCUAGUUCACUUUUUAAAUAAUGUCAUUUUAAGAGAAAUAAAUUCAUAAUAUGAUUUUUAGUCUUAAUGAGCACUUUUAAACUCAUUAGAAACCUAUAGAGGUUUAUAAUGUCACUACUCUCAUAUUAGCAGAUGGGUUGGUGAACGCGUGAGGACUGCCCCAGGGUGUACCCACAAGGGAGCCCACCAAAGGGCAAAACAGAAAAGAGAGAAUUCAUCGGUCCAAAGGUUUAGAGGUGCCAAGGUUCGCUGAUUUUCCACUCAGAACUAUCCUGCUCCUUUAAUCUUCUCAGUUGUCAUAUAUAAACACAUACACAUACAUACACCACAUGAGUAUGUGUUCUUGACACUUGUCAACAUGCAUAUAUGCAGAUAUGGCCAAGUGUCGUCUGUGCAGAGACAUACGGGAAAACUAUAUUAGAGGACCAGCAGACUGAGGUGUCUGCUUUCUACAGGAAAGGAAACUUCUUUUGGUGGUGUUGUGAUCCCUACCCCAUACGCUCAGGUGGGACAACAUCAGGCAGCUGCAUGCUUUCCCUGCUGAGAAAGAAAAAAGAAAAGAAGUCACAUGCCCACUUUUCUUAACAUCUCUUACAACAUGAAGUCAGUCAUCACGAAGAGUUGAUUGGAAAGAGCAAUGCCCCUGGAGGACAUUAGGGAUGGCUGCUAAGGCUGAGGACCCGUAUCUUCCCAGGACCCGCACAAAGUUCCCGGAGUCUGCGUCCAGAACCCCUCCUCGUGCAGCAGGGCUGGGGGACGGCAGAGCCCUCCCGAAUCUGUUCACACCGACCCAGCACGUGGCCCUCCCCACACCACCCAGUUUUCAAAGCACCCCCUCCCCGGAGUGUCUACAGCUGGGCGGGGUAAUGGAGGCAGGUAAACUCUAGCGCUGUGACACUCCCCACGCUCUCCACAAUCCCACGGCAGAAACUCUGCUUUCACAAGAUGCUGCAUAACACAAACCUCUGCAGCCUUGAGUUCAAGAGAAAAAGCAAGUUCAGGCUGAUCCUCCCGAAGACAGCUUCCAAGUCGUAAGCCUACUAAUGAGGCCCUCCUGAACCUACCUGCAAAGAAACGUUGCACCAAGACCUAUCAAAAACCUUCAGUUUCGUGGCGACGUGGGGACGCCCAACCUGCUCCAGCCUCAGGCUCCAGCCCAGCAUUGUACACCGAUACCUUCCUUACUGCGCUAUGCAGGGCCCAGGACUGGUUACUCUUCAGUGGGGAGGCCCGUUCAUUUAGCUGGCUCCCAUCCCUCCAGGGCUGGACUGGGUUCUCCUUGGAGCCCUUGUCAUUAUGCAGCAAUCACAUCUUUGGAUUUGGAGGUGUGACUCCUCCUGCAGGAUGGCAGGCCUUUGAGGAGCUGAAUUCUUGUGUGUCCGGGACUGGGUUUCCAGGUGGGUCAGAGAGCACAUGAGGAGAAGCCAAUGCCUCCCGCCCUCCUCUCGACCCCUGCUCAUUUUCGGCCCACUGGAGAAGCCUCAGCAGAACCGUGGCCCCACUGCCGCUGAGCACAGCCCUUUUUCAUGUUCCGCCGGUUCCCCCGGGGAGCCGCCUCUCCACCACACCAGGAAGGUCUCGUACCGCAGUCCGUUGUCCAGCGUGGGGUUUCACCACCAGUCAUGGCCCGACUGCCACCACUGGGACCUCCCCACUUUGCACCAUUACACGCCUUCGGUACUCCCAGAGCAGUACCCCAGACGAGUUGUCUUGAAGAAAAGGGAAGCAUUUAACAGCGGCACUGUGUAUUUCCUCCGUGGAAUGUAGCAGAGAAAUAACCUUCUUAGGACAGAUAACCACUGAGUUUAUCCAGGUGAACGUGGGCCUAAUUUAAGAGUGUAUCAGGUUACAUGUCAAUUAGCCAAUGCAGUUAAUACACAAUGCUUCUAUUUUUUUUUUUUUUUUUUUUUGUAAUCCUGUUUCCAGGUGUCAAAUAAAAAAAAGACACAAUCUGUUGAUCAAUAAACUUGUGAAAAAUUC
Messenger RNA from Felis catus (domestic cat), 5438 nucleotides. It is a transcript of the gene EHD4, whose product is annotated as EH domain containing 4. Gene Ontology annotation, cellular component: cytoplasm; plasma membrane. Lineage: Eukaryota; Metazoa; Chordata; Mammalia; Carnivora; Felidae. Gene Ontology annotation, molecular function: protein binding; calcium ion binding; GTP binding. The coding region runs from base 120 to 1745 and encodes 541 amino acids. Gene Ontology annotation, biological process: endosomal transport; endocytosis. The record is from RefSeq and is a predicted model, not a curated record. The transcript is spliced from 6 exons.